CGCUAGGUGGAAACAUGUGGAAGUCAAGAUUCUGUCGUCUUAUUGCCCUACAAGUUGUCGGGACCUUCGGCUUGCUAACGUACCUACAUUUGGCGACAACCUCAAGCGAAAGGGACCGGGAAACACUGCAGAAAACACAGAAAGAGUACGAUAAUGUAGACUUUGGCAACAAACUGAGUCCAGCUGAGAAAACUGCCGCCUUGGGAGCACACCAAUAUUUGGUAAACACGUCAAGUACUAAAAGGGAGCCGGAAACAUUGAAGAAAACUAACAACACAUACGGUGACGUAAGGUUAGGCGGGAAAUGGAGUCCGACUGGGAAUCGGAACGGCUCCUCCGGUGAGAAAAUGGCCAUCCUGGUGACGUUCAGAGACAGAGAGGAACACUUGAGCAUAUUUCUCAGUCGCAUGCACCCGUUUUUCCAACGCCAGGGGCUCGAUUACACCAUUUACGUCAUAGAACAACACGGCGAGGAACCGAGAUUCUGCAAAGGUUUGCUUUACAACGUCGGCUUCACCGAGGCCUUGAAAGACGAUCCUAGUUACGACUGCUUUGUCUUGCACGACGUCGACCUCAUUCCCGAGAACGACAGUACACCUCUGUACACCUGUGCCGAGUCCCCGUAUCACUUGUCGGUGGCUGUCGACAAGCUGAAGUACAAGUUGCCGUACCCUGGGCUUGUCGGCGGAGUUCUAGCCUUGAGUACGUCGCAUUACAAACUGCUGAACGGUUACUCGAACUUAUACUGUGGAUGGGGGGCGGAGGACGAUGAUCUUGCCCGGCGAAUGUACAAAAACGUGUUGAGGGUAAAGCGUCCGGACAAAGCCGUCGCAAGAUACCACAUGUUACCGCACGGCCAUAAGAAUCAUACCAUUAAUCAGGAGAAGUACUUUCUGCUGUUUAAUGGAGUACGCCGGGCAAAGAUGGACGGUCUGUUAGAUCUACAUACAAAAAACUAUACCGUAACAUCGAUAACUCGCAAGGCACUGUACACUCACGUCUUGGUCAACGUUACGAAGAGAAACGCCAUCAAUACACAUAUGAAAGUCUAAGAAUGUUAAUUAUCUAACAACAUCCUCACAGCCGUGACGGGCGGCGAUAUCGACUUCCGAUGAACUUUGACCCGGUGAUGACGUCACACGUGAACAAAACACGUGAUCGUUUGGGUCACAAAGCUGACCAAGACCGUCAAAAAUGAUCAGUAAUUCUAUGAGUUGGAGAUUUAAGGUCAGAGA
Molecule: messenger RNA, 1235 nt
Organism: Branchiostoma belcheri (Belcher's lancelet)
Lineage: Eukaryota; Metazoa; Chordata; Leptocardii; Amphioxiformes; Branchiostomatidae
Product: beta-1,4-galactosyltransferase 2-like
Exons: 2
Coding region: 15-1052 (345 amino acids)
Biological process (GO): carbohydrate metabolic process
Molecular function (GO): glycosyltransferase activity
Source: RefSeq, a predicted model, not a curated record